AUGGGACAUGAGGAGCAUGGAGGGACUUGGCGCAUGGAAGCAGCUCAACUGGACACGCAAAGGAAGAAGGGAGAAGCCAUCUUGAAGACCAGCUCGACCGUCUACUCGACCAACCGGUCGAGUUCCUCAACUCGACCGGCCAAGCUUCAACUCGAUCGAGCUGAGAAGUCAAAACUUGGUCGAGCUAGACUUACAACGGGUAGAAAGAGGGUUCAGAGGUCACAGAGGGUACAAGAGGAACCUGAGGUGCUUGUUGCUGAUACAAUGGAUGUACCAGAGGGGAAUGGAAACCCUUUGGGAAUGGACUCGGUCGAGCUAGGCAAACUCGACCGAUUGGUCAAGGAGAUGCUCCAAACCGCCACCAACAGAGACAAGGGAUUGUUCCACCACCAGUGCAGAACCACAACUUUGAGAUCAAGCUGGGAAUGA
Messenger RNA from Microthlaspi erraticum, 429 nucleotides. Lineage: Eukaryota; Viridiplantae; Streptophyta; Magnoliopsida; Brassicales; Brassicaceae. The record is from the annotation of a GenBank genome assembly.